Molecule: messenger RNA, 3160 nt
Organism: Choloepus didactylus (southern two-toed sloth)
Lineage: Eukaryota; Metazoa; Chordata; Mammalia; Pilosa; Megalonychidae
Gene: SCNN1G
Product: sodium channel epithelial 1 subunit gamma
Exons: 13
Coding region: 117-2126 (669 amino acids)
Biological process (GO): sodium ion transmembrane transport
Cellular component (GO): membrane
Molecular function (GO): ligand-gated sodium channel activity
Source: RefSeq, a predicted model, not a curated record
GGCACAGGGAUGCUCGCGCUGGGAGCGCAGAACUCCGCGGAUCGCUCAUACCCGACCCUUCGGAACUGAGCGAGCUCGCCUGCCCCUGCCCAAGCUCCUCGGAGUCCCAUCCAGCCAUGGCCCCCGGAGAGAAGAUCAAAGCCAAGAUCAAGAAGAAUCUGCCCGUAACGGGGCCUCAGGCGCCAACCAUUAAAGAGCUGAUGCGGUGGUACUGCCUCAACACCAACACGCACGGCUGCCGGCGCAUCGUGGUGUCCCGCGGCCGCCUCCGCCGCCUCCUCUGGAUUCUGUUCACGCUGACAGCCGUGGCCCUCAUUCUCUGGCAGUGCGCCCUCCUCGUCCUCUCCUUCUACACCGUCUCAGUCUCCAUCAAAGUCCACUUCCAGAAGCUGGAUUUUCCAGCUGUCACCAUCUGCAACAUCAACCCUUACAAGUACAGUGUAGUGAAGGAUCUUCUAGCUGACUUGGACCAGGAGACCAGAAGGGCCUUGAAGACCCUAUAUGGCUUUUCAGAGAUUAACUCUCGGAAACGACGAGAAGCAGAGUCCUGGAGUUCAACCUGGGAGGGCCCGCAGCCCAAGUUCCUCAACCUGAUCCCACUGCUGUCCUUCAAGCAGGGUGAGAUAGGCAAGGAAGCCAGAGAUUUCCUCACAGGGCGGAAACGGAAGGUCAGCGGGCGCAUCAUCCACAAGGCUGCAGAUGUCAUACAUGUCCACGAGUCCAAGCAGGUGGUGGGAUUCCAACUGUGUCCAAAUGACACGUCCGACUGUGCCGUCUACACCUUCAGCUCGGGGAUCAAUGCCAUUCAGGAGUGGUACAAGCUGCACUACAUGAACAUCAUGGCACAGGUGCCUCGGGAGAAGAAAAUCAACAUGAGUUAUUCUGCUGAGGAGCUGCUAGUUACCUGCUUCUUUGAUGGGGUGUCUUGCGAUGCCAGGAACUUCACACUUUUCCACCAUCCAAUGUACGGGAAUUGCUAUACAUUCAACAACAAAAAAAAUGAGACUGUCCUCAGCACUUCCAUGGGGGGCAGCGAAUAUGGACUGCAGGUCAUCCUGUACAUAAAUGAAGAGGAAUAUAACCCCUUCCUGGUGUCCUCCAGUGGGGCCAAGGUGAUUGUCCAUCGUCAGGAUGAAUAUCCAUUCAUCGAGGAUGUGGGAACGGAGAUUGAGACAGCGAUGGCCACUUCCAUAGGAAUGCACCUGACGGAGUCCUUCAAACUGAGCGAGCCCUACAGCGAGUGCACGGAGGACGGGAGCGACGUGCCCGUGGAGAACAUCUACAACGCCCCCGUCGAGAGCAACUACGAGGCCGCCUCCUCCCAACACCUCCAGUCUGCCUACUCCCUCCAGAUCUGCCUUCACUCGUGCUUCCAAUUAAAGAUGGUGGAGAAAUGUGGGUGCGCCCAGUACAGCCAGCCUCUACCUCAGGCUGCCAAUUAUUGCAACUACCAGCAGCACCCCAACUGGAUGUAUUGCUACUACCAACUACACCAGGCCUUUGUCCGGGAAGAGCUGGGCUGCCAGUCAGUGUGCCGGGAAUCCUGCAGCUUUAAGGAGUGGACGCUGACAACCAGCCUGGCACAGUGGCCAUCUGCGGUUUCCGAGAAGUGGUUGCUGCCCAUUCUCACUUGGGACCAAGGCCAGGAAGUAAACAAAAAGCUCAACAAGACAGACUUGGCCAAACUCUUGAUAUUCUACAAAGACCUGAACCAAAGAUCCAUCUUGGAGAGCCCAGCCAACAGUAUUGAGACCCUUCUGUCCAACUUUGGUGGCCAGCUAGGCCUGUGGAUGAGCUGCUCUGUCGUCUGCGUCAUUGAGAUCAUCGAGGUCUUCUUCAUCGACUCCCUUUCGAUCAUUGCCCGCCGCCAGUGGCAGAAAGCCAAGGAGUGGUGGGCCCGGAGGCAGGCACACCGCUGCCCUGAGGCUCCCCCCGUUCCCCAGGGCCAGGACAAUCCAGCCCUUGAUAUAGAUGAUGACUUGCCCACUUUUACCUCUGCUUUGCGCCUGCCUUCGGCCCCAGGGGCCCAGGUACCCGGCACCCCGCCCCCCAGAUACAACACCCUGCGCCUGGAGAGGGCCUUCUCUGACCAGCUCACAGACACUCAGACACUGGACGAGUCCUGAGUCAGAGAUGGAAAAAAUCCAGUUGGGACUACCAGCCAUGGUCUGAGGACUUAGACCUCAUCCCCUGGACUUAGAGGGGAUCCUCUGCCUCCACUCCAGGCUGUUCAGAGACACUGGCCAAAAGCCUCCUUUGAAAACAAGAUGGGGCCUGGGCAUGUGCAGGUGCAUCCGUUGGACGCUGCCCAGGGACACUCACCGCACCCUGGAUGAGUUCUCUCCUGAGACCCAAACUCUCAGCGCAUGUGGAGAGAGAUUGCAGGCUGAGAAAACAAUGCCGGCCUGGGGCAAAGGCCAGAAGUGAGGCCCAGUGGAGCUCUUCCCCGGGUCUUGAGAGAAAAGGACUCCAGCAGCACCCUAAGCCAAGGUUUCACCCAUUCUUAGCCUUGGCUGGGGCCCAAGUCUGUGACCUUGGGUAUCCAGGCUGGACAGCCCAUGCCUGGUGCCAGACGGGAGGAAGAACCAGCCCUAGAACUGGGGCUGUUUGUGAAUAAACUGCUCUUAGUCAUAGACACUGGAAUGAGGUCUUCUGUGUGCCCUGUCCCUCCUCUGGGCAGGGAGCUGACCCAAGGCCUUGGAUUAUGUUGUGUGGAUGGGGUGGAGCGGGGGAGAUCUGGUGGUGUGACUGGAUAGCCUCACUCUGGGGAUGGGGUGGGGCCAUGCGCUCGGCAGCUAACACUGUGCCCUGGGCCCCUUACCCGAGCAGGGAAGGCCAGAGACCAGUUAAAGGGCAGAGCUGGACACUCCUGUCCCACGGUGGUCCCUUCACCCCACCCUCAGCUGCUCUUUCUAGUAACCAGCCUCAGCACCAGUUGUCCCAUUGCUCCAAGGCAGACCACCCCUGACACCACUGGCCUACCCCUUGCCAACAAGCCAGCCAUUGCAAACAGCCCCUUUCAUUCCAUAUCCUUAUCUUCUGGUGCAACAAUAGUUGACAUGUAUUAGCUUGAUGUCAGCACAAGAACAGUAGCUGAGCACUGUUCUCGGCACUUCCAUGGAUUAAAUAGCACAGGGGGUGGCAUAAAGCAGGGUCAGGG